This is a messenger RNA of Amphibalanus amphitrite, 1785 nucleotides long. RefSeq lists its product as uncharacterized. The record is from RefSeq and is a predicted model, not a curated record. Bases 53 to 310 code for a protein of 85 amino acids. Lineage: Eukaryota; Metazoa; Arthropoda; Thecostraca; Balanomorpha; Balanidae. The transcript has 3 exons.
UUUACUGCGCAGGCAAACGUCCUCAAGCAGUACAAUCGCUGAAAAAUAUUUUAUGGAGGAUUUGUAUCCAGGAGCCAUGACUCCGGUUGAUGAUAUCAAGUAUCUCAUCAACUCUGUCAUCCUUGGAGAGGAGCCGUCUGUGGAGGACUUCAUUCUGUUCAUCGGCACCCUGGUGGCGUUCAUCGCCUUCAUUCUGUGGUGCUGCUUCCCAGUCAUCCCCAAGGACUCGCAACCCAACUCGGAGAACCAGUACCGACACUACAAAAAGACAGAUGCAAACGCCAUGUAUAAGGAACUGCAACGAAGUUAGCCGGCCGGUCGGCGCUAACCGGCCGGCCGCAAUGUUGUGUAGAUGGCAGCACGAUCUGACCGCCAGGUGGCUCUACUCUCGGGGAUGCCAAUAGCGGCUGGGAUGGCGAACUCAUCUACAUGUCUGAUGUAUUUCGUGUCUGAGGCGAUACGGCCCCGGCGGGUGCUUACCGAUACUCUGGGGCAUAAUGCACGUUCCAGGUGGAGCGUGCCGAGGGCAGUAACCGGGGGCUGCUUCGCUUGGCGACGUUUGCCCCGCUCGUGACUACAAGUAUCGUGUCCUCUGUUGAUCUAACGAGUGUUUGUGAUGCCACUUUUCUUGAUCCCGGCGCUCGAUAAGCGUUUGCUGAUUGUAUGUGUAUGUGUGUGCGUGACUAUGUGGUGGAGCACAAAGCUAACGGCAGUGGGCGGCUCGCUUCGACAUUCGGCCGGCUUUUCCUCGUGCGCUGAGACCCAGCGCCGGGCGGAGUGACGAAUCGCGUGCGUCUGGGUGUCUCCGCAUGCUCAGUGUGCGCUCGGGCUCUGUAUCAUGAACCGUAUGGCCGGGUGUAUUACACGCCAGUGGCCGGCUGACCUCUCCCACAUUCCGGCGUUCGCCGUCCAGCAGCCUGACCUGACCUGACCCUCAGUGACCCAGCCGCCUGCUCCAGUUAUUACCCGGAUUACCAUCCCUCGAUGCUAAUGUCUACACCUAUAUCCCUAAGUGGAGGACCUACUGUUGUGUGCCGUUUUCUGGCGGUUAGUAUUCGGCUGAUUGUCUGGCGUUGCUCCAUGGGUGUUGUGACUUGUUUUGGCGAUCGUGGACAUUGAUUGGUCAAUCCCCUCCCUGUUGAUGGCUGCUGAAAGUUCUCUGCUCUCUCUCUCUCUCUCUCUCUCUCUCUCUCUCUCUCUCUCUCUCUCUCUCUCUCUCUCUCUCUCUCUCUCUCUCUCUCUCUCUCUCUCUCUCUCUCUCUCUCUCUCUCUCUCUCUCUCUCCUCUCUCUCUCUCUCUCUCUCUCUCUCUCUCUCUCUCUCUUUCUCCCCCUCUCCCUCUCCCUCUCCCUCUCUCUCCCUCUCUCUCCCUCUCUCUCUCUCUCUCUCUCUCUCUCUCUCUCUCUCUCUCUCUCUUUCUCUCUCACACCCACACACACCCACUCCUAGUUAAUAUACUAUUUGUCUGUCCUAUUUGACCUUCCAGCUCCCCUUUUCCUAUCCUCUGCCUCCUCUCACUCGUCAGCUGUCCAGCCUGAUCCUGUCCAGUCUGUACAGACUCUCUGGGUUGUUCGCCAUGUGUCGUGUAUUUAUAAUGUAUAUUAUUAACUGUGAUACGCGCCCGAUUACCAUGCCGCCAUCCCCGGGCGGAUAAGCAGUCGUUUCCGCUCUCCGGUCUUGAGUGUGCGCUCGUGGCAUUCGGUGCGUCAUUGGGCUCUAUGAGACGGCGCAUCGGAGCGGGCGACGUGCUUUUAUGAAUUUGUCGUACAAUAUACUGGAUGGAAUA